This is a messenger RNA of Adineta ricciae, 2241 nucleotides long. The record is from the annotation of a GenBank genome assembly. NCBI's taxonomy places the organism in Eukaryota, Metazoa, Rotifera, Eurotatoria, Adinetida, Adinetidae.
AUGCGAUCGGAACUGUUUGUGAUUGUCUUUCAUUUCUUUGCAUUUAUUUUGUUAAUGCAAGGGCUUUUCCCAUUCUCAUCAUCGACAAAUCAAAUUUCUACUCGAUCAUGUUUCAAUUCGCCAAAAUCAACAAAUCGUCGUGUGAUUAUCAUUUUAAUCGAUGCACUGCGUUCUGAUUACAUCUUCAAUAGAAAUCAUUCAUUUUAUCUCAGAUCGAUCGGUAAACUCGAAGAAGAAAAGAAAGCUUUAUCGAUUAAACUCCGAACUCACACACCAACUGUGACAUUACCAAGAUUAAAAGCAAUUUUAACAGGAACAAUUCCGUCAUUUUGGGAUGUGUUGUUCAAUUAUAAUUCCUCUUCGUUGGAAAUCGAUAAUUUGUUAUUUCAAUAUAAGAAAAAGUAUCCCGAGAAGAAAAUUGUCUUUUAUGGUGAUGAUACUUGGUUGAAAUUAUUUCCGCAUGGAAUUUUCUCUCGUUCGUAUGGUCUUCAAUCAUUUUUCGUUUCAGAUUUCAAAGAGAUCGAUAUCAAUGUAACUCGCGGUCUCUAUGCCGAAUUGGAUCAAAGAGAACAAUGGGAUUUGUUAAUCGUUCAUUAUUUAGGUCUCGAUCAUAUUGGACAUGCUUAUGGUGCAUUCAAUUCAUUUGUUCAAGAUAAAUUAACAGAAAUGGAUGAAAUGAUUGAAUAUGUUUAUUCGAAAGUUGAUUCAAAUGAUGUGAUUUUAAUUACAGGUGAUCAUGGAAUGAUUGAUCAAGGUGGACAUGGUGGAUCAUCGAAUGAAGAAAUCUUUGUUCCGGCAGUUUUCAUUUCUAAGGGAUUUCAAGAGAUUUAUCGAGAUGAAAAUGAAUAUUUUCAAAUUGAUUUAACACCAACAUUGAGUGCAUUACUCGAAAUUGCAAUUCCAUUUAAUAAUUUAGGAAUUUUAAUCGAAAAUGUUCUGCAAACGUUUCAAUUGAUUAAGAAAACAAAUUUAUUUCAAUGUUUAAUCGAUGAUAAUCGAAGACAAUUAGUUAAUCUUUUAUCAAAUACGAAAUUAUCAACUGCAUUCAAUGAUUUACAACAAAUUCGACAACAAGCGAUGAAAUUAGCCAAUGAACAAGAUUUUCUCAUGUUAAUUCUCAGUAUUUUCAUCUUCUUUCUCAGUACAAUUCUUCUUUGGUUUCAUAUUUCGAAAAUGUGUUCAAUUGCAAUCGUUAUUUCGAUUUUGUUUUAUGUCAUUUCGAAUCGAAUCUUUGUUAGUUUAUCGAUUGGUAUAAUUAGUUUUUGUUUCAUUGGGUUUAAACAAGGUCAAAGAAGAUCAAUUGAUUAUAAAUUCGAAGAGAAAACGAAUCUAUCGAGUCAAUUAUUGAUUUAUUAUCCGAUAUUUCAUUGUAUUUCGUUAUUUUCAAGUAGUUUUAUUGAAGAAGAACAUCAAACUUGGUAUUAUUUAUUAUCAACUUAUUUAUUUCUUCGAACAUUCGAACAGAAAUCUUUCCAAUAUUUCAUUUUCUUUCUUUUCUCUCGUUUAAUUCGUUCAUGGAAUCAAACCGGAAAUAAAUGGUUAAAUCUUCCCGAUAUUGGUGAUUUUCUUAAUAAGUCUGAUCAUCAAAUAUAUUUAUUUGUUGUUCAUGUUCUUUCUUCAAUUGUAUUUGUUUAUUUGUUAAACAAAUCAAAGCAAUGUCGAUUGACAUAUUUGUUCCCGAUGAUUAUUUUCAUUUAUCGAUGGAAUUUAUUCAGUUCUUUCUCAUCAUUAACUCCAUUGUUGUAUUACGGUUUAUUAUUUUACUUUUUGAUCCGUAAAGAGAUGUCAAUACCAAAUAUUCUCUUUUGUCUUUUGUUUUUGAUUUGUCGAACGCAUAAUUGUGUUAUAAUCGUCAUUUAUAUGAUAUUCUAUGAAUAUUUACCGGUAACUGAUGGUUCAUUGGCAUUUUUAUUGAGUCAAUCGGCAUUUUUUCAUCUUGGAAAUUCGAAUUCAUUUGUAACAAUUGAUAUUUCAACAGGUUUUGUCGGUAUUCCAAUUUAUAUUCCAAUCAUUCACGGAUUUUUCAUUUCUCUUUCGACAUAUGGUUUAUCAAUACUUUGGUUAAUGAAAUUAUCUCGUGAACAACGAACGAUUUAUUUGUUACAAUUAACUUUAAUAAAUACUUUAUUUUCUGUUUGUGUUCUUCUCCAACGUUAUCAUUUAUUUGUUUGGACUGUUUUUGCUCCUAAACUUUUCUAUCAAAGUGCUCAAACAGCUUUGAGCUUUAUGUUAUUUUUCUGA